This is a messenger RNA of Contarinia nasturtii (swede midge), 875 nucleotides long. Its product is annotated as heat shock protein 23-like. Gene Ontology annotation, biological process: protein refolding; response to heat. The transcript has a single exon. NCBI's taxonomy places the organism in Eukaryota, Metazoa, Arthropoda, Insecta, Diptera, Cecidomyiidae. The record is from RefSeq and is a predicted model, not a curated record. Bases 134 to 670 code for a protein of 178 amino acids. Gene Ontology annotation, molecular function: protein folding chaperone.
AGUAUUACAAAGUCACAAUCUAAACAAGCGAAGCAAAAUUAUUCAACAUAAAACGCCAAUAAAUAAGUUUAAAAAAAAUUCUAACGAAUAAAAAUAAUUGAGUGAAAUAAAUUUCGUGAGAAAUAAAGUGAAAAUGUCGCUAUUACCAUACCUUAUUGAUGAAAUGUUGCCAACAAGCUAUCAUCAACCAAGCUUGCGUACGGCCAAUUUUUGGACAUCACCAAUUGAAUGCAAGCUAUUCGGUUCGUUAAAUCCAACCAGUUAUGUGCGGUCAACACUGUCAAAUUUUAACGAUCUCGAAAAACAAGCAAAACUUGGAAAAGACUGUUUUCAAGCCUGUCUCGAUGUCGCUCACUUUCAACCAAACGAAAUUUCGGUAAAAACCAUCGAUAAUACCAUUGUCAUUGAAGCAAGUCAUGAAGAACGAGAGGAUUCACACGGUUACAUUUCAAGACGAUUCACACGACGAUACGAUUUACCAGAGGAUUUCAAAGCCAAAGAUGUCAUUUCUUCAAUUUCAUCCGAUGGCAUACUAACGAUCAAAUGCCCAAAAUCCGAACCGGCUGUCGAAGGAAACGUCCGUCAUGUUCAAAUUCAACAAACCGGACCAGCACGAUUAAACGUUGUCAACAAAGAUGACAAGAAAAUCACCAAAGAUCAAAAGAAAUAAGCAUUCCCGUUCAGAUUCAUUAAAGUAGAAAAAAUUACACCAUUGUUUUUCAAUUCCAAUCUAAAUUCUUUCAAAAACUGAUAAGUUUUUAUUUGUAGAAAUUAUGUUUAUAUGUAAGUCAUGUUAUAAUAAUUAUUUCAUUUUUGGAUUCUGUCAAAAUCAAGUCAUACAAUAAAUAGCAGCUUUAAUUUCACAAAAAGAUAAA